UUGAUUUUACAGUUGUACUCUGUGGGUCUCUUCGCUUCGUUUUGGUUUUUGGGUUUUUCCUGCUUGGCUCUACUGAUCUUUUUUUUCUUUUUUUUGGUAUUUCAGCUGUAUUAUUUGUUUCUCUCUGAAUUAUCUGUGAGAAAUGAGAAGUGAACUUGGAUGUUGAAGUUUCUUUGUUUUUCGAUUGUAUUUCUCCGUUUUAAGUUGGUUUUCAUGGCUUUUAUUUGCAUAUGGGAUACCCGGUUCAGAACCUUUGAAGGGGUGUCACAGGGAUUUUGACAUUUUGAUGAUUGAGUAUCUUGUUUGAAUUUUUGAAAACCCCAUUUCAUUGUUGAUCGAUUUUAUGGCCAAUUAAGCAAAAUUAUAUUGUUGUCCUUUGGAAUCCAUGGAGUUGCCUCAAGAAACUUGUGUCAACUUCAGAAUUUGGACUGUAUGAGUUUGCAAAGUUGAUUUUCCAUCUGAUAUUGCAAUUCAGAUAAUUAUCAUGACUUAUUUGCAGGAGAAGAUUGUGAGGUUUCAGGACUGGGGUUCAGAUAAAACUUCAAGGGGUUUAUAUUCUGCAGAUAACACUUUAAAUGCUGGAAAGAUUGGGACAAGAACUGACUUAGUUUCAGAGAAGCCUCACAAAGAAUUGGAAACUGGUUCAUACAGGAUUAAUAGAAUUAAGAAAUCCUUGAAGUCAUCUUCGUUCAAUAAAUUUAUGUCCAAAGGUUUUGGAACUGGUAAAAAGGUGCUUGACCCACAGGGACCCUUUCUCCAGAAGUGGAAUAAGAUAUUUGUGUUGUCAUGUGUGAUUGCAGUCUCGUUGGAUCCUUUGUUCUUUUAUGUUCCUGUGAUUGAUGACGAUAAGAAAUGUCUUGGAUUGGAUAAGAAGAUGGAGAUUACGGCUAGUGUGUUACGUUCAUUCACCGACAUAUUCUAUAUAUUACAUAUUGUUUUUCAAUUUCGUACGGGAUUUAUUGCCCCUUCUUCUCGGGUAUUUGGAAGAGGUGUUCUAGUUGAAGAUGCUUGGGAAAUAGCAAAGAGAUAUCUUUCAUCAUACUUUUUAAUUGACAUUCUUGCAGUCCUCCCACUUCCACAAGUAGUGAUUCUGAUAAUUAUUCCAAACAUGAAAGGCUCAAGGUCGUUGAAUACCAAGAACUUGCUGAAAUUUGUUGUUUUCUUCCAGUAUGUGCCACGGUUUAUUAGAAUCUAUCCUUUAUAUAAAGAAGUUACAAGAACAUCUGUGCUCACUGAAACUGCAUGGGCUGGAGCUGCAUUUAAUCUCUUUCUCUACAUGUUGGCAAGUCAUGUCUUUGGAGCAUUCUGGUACUUGUUUUCUAUAGAACGAGAAACUACAUGCUGGCAGAAGGCUUGCCGUAAGACUGGUUGUGUUUCUAAUUCACUAUAUUGUGAUGGUGAUGCCAGUCUAAGAGACAACAGAUUUUUAAAUGUUUCAUGCUCUCUAGUUGAAGACAAUCCUCCUUUUGAUUUUGGAAUAUUUCUUGAUGCUCUUAAAUCUGGUGUCGUGGGGUCGAUGAAUUUUCCACAGAAGUUCUUUUACUGUUUCUGGUGGGGUCUAAGAAACCUAAGUUCCCUGGGUCAAAAUCUCCAAACAAGCACAUACGUGUGGGAAAUUUGCUUUGCGGUUUUCAUCUCUAUUUCUGGCUUGGUUCUGUUUUCAUUUCUCAUCGGGAACAUGCAGACAUAUUUGCAAUCCACCACUACAAGGUUGGAAGAAAUGAGGGUUAGAAGGAGAGAUGCAGAACAAUGGAUGUCCCACCGUUUGCUCCCUGAAAGUCUCCGAGAGCGAAUCAGGAGGUAUGAGCAAUAUAAGUGGCAGGAAACCAGAGGUGUUGAUGAAGAGAAUCUGGUUCGAAAUCUUCCAAAAGACCUUAGAAGGGAUAUUAAACGCCAUCUCUGCUUGUCUUUGCUAAUGAGGGUACCCAUAUUUGAAAAAAUGGAUGAACAAUUGUUGGAUGCGAUGUGUGACCGUCUCAAGCCAGUACUAUAUACAGAGGAAAGCUACAUCGUUAGGGAAGGAGAUCCAGUAGACGAGAUGAUUUUCAUUAUGCGAGGCAAGCUAUUGUCUGUAACUACGAAUGGGGGCAGAACUGGUUUCUUUAAUUCUGAACAUCUUAAGGCGGGUGAUUUCUGUGGUGAAGAGUUACUGACAUGGGCUCUGGAUCCACACUCCUCAUCUAACCUGCCAAUUUCAACGAGAACUGUUCGAACACUUUCAGAAGUCGAAGCAUUUGCUUUGAAGGCUGAUGACUUGAAGUUUGUAGCCUCACAGUUCCGAAGACUUCACAGCAAGCAGCUGCGACACACUUUCAGACUUUAUUCGCAGCAAUGGAGGACAUGGGCAGCAUGUUUUAUACAAGCAGCAUGGCGCCGAUACCGCAGGAAGAAGCAUGAACAGACUCUCUUGGAAGAAGAAAACAGGUUAAAAGAUGCAUUGGCCAAGACAGGUGGGAGUUCUCCUAGUUUAGGUGCCACCAUCUAUGCAUCUAGAUUUGCAGCUAACAUCCUUAGAACGAUUCGACGGACAAGCUCACGGAAGGCCAGGAUUCCAGAGAGAAUACCACCAAUGUUGCUUCAGAAACCAGCAGAACCAGAUUUUACCUCUGAAGAGAAUAGUUGAUAGAGCAAAGGAAUUCCUUGUAUACAAAAAACUGUAUGUCUAUUCUAUGCAUCGGUUCUUAUUUCAUAAUAUUGGAACGAGAGAAUCUUACUGCCAUGGUGUUUUGCUUAAACACCAUUGUAUCAUUAAUAGCUUUGAUUGAUGGCAAAAGAUUUCAACCAGAGAUCACUUAAGCAGGAUCCAGGAAACGGUCAUUGCCUAAACAAUAAGUUUAUCUGGAUCACUGAUGGAUGCCUAUUUGCCGAUCUCGUGCCAUUGAGUUCGUUAUGCAUUCAAGAUCAAGAUUUGUGAAUAUUUAUAAGUGUAAAAGGGUCGAUAUCUUGUAGGUCAUUGUUAUUAGUAUGAAGUAUUUUUCCUUUAGAAAAUCA
Molecule: messenger RNA, 2991 nt
Organism: Cucumis melo (muskmelon)
Lineage: Eukaryota; Viridiplantae; Streptophyta; Magnoliopsida; Cucurbitales; Cucurbitaceae
Product: cyclic nucleotide-gated ion channel 1
Exons: 8
Coding region: 485-2623 (712 amino acids)
Biological process (GO): transmembrane transport; monoatomic ion transport
Cellular component (GO): membrane
Molecular function (GO): monoatomic ion channel activity
Source: RefSeq, a predicted model, not a curated record